This is a messenger RNA of Acanthochromis polyacanthus (spiny chromis), 5752 nucleotides long. It is a transcript of the gene ppp1r26, whose product is annotated as protein phosphatase 1, regulatory subunit 26. Gene Ontology annotation, molecular function: protein phosphatase inhibitor activity. Gene Ontology annotation, biological process: negative regulation of phosphatase activity. Lineage: Eukaryota; Metazoa; Chordata; Actinopteri; Pomacentridae. The record is from RefSeq and is a predicted model, not a curated record.
AAUAUUUUCCGGGUGCCAUAUUUGAAUGGGUCCACGCUUGGUUGGACUCUGGGUUUAAGGAAGCUUGUCCGCCCGGCAGUCGGAGCGGAGGGGGACUCGGCGGUGAGCUUCAGGCGGUGCGAGCUGCGGACGGACACCGAAACACCUCCACGACGGCUCUCCGAACAUCUUAAACCAAACCCGGCGGUGUACACACUGUAGCGGCUGGUUUCGUGUCACAUCCAGGCUGAACAAUGUGAUUGUGAUCGGAGGCAGCAGCACUCCAAUGGUCGAGGACCUCACCAUACUUCACUAGAAUGUACUUGAUGAAUGUACCUCCUGUCGCAGCGACGCAAACAGAAUGGAGAACAUGUGGCCCUCCUGGAGGCUAUAGCCUUCCAGUCUGCUUCAAUGACUCUGACACAGAGUUGUCCACCAGAGGCACACCUAUCUCAGACAAGGUCCAGAUGAUCAUAGAGAGCCUUCGGAGCACCCAGUCCUCACUCGAGAUGGGCGACGAGAUCGAGGGAAAUGUGCUAUCAGGACAGGAGGGUCAUCCCCAAGUCUGCAAGGCUGCAGUGGGGUCUUACAUGGGAGCCAAGUCCCAAACUAAAUACCCCACUGAAAACCCGCAUGCAGACGUUUCCUCCCCAAACAACCACGAGAGCAGCGACUCUGACAGUGAUGAUUCUGUGGACAGAGGAAUCGAGGAGGCAAUACUGGAAUACCUGAAAGAAAAAGAUGAUCACAAACGCAAGGUGGAACCGUGCUCCACUUUUCUCCAAUCAUCCAAAAUUCCCAGAAAAAGUUUAGCCAUUCCUGAGGUUUCCAAGCAGAACUCUGACAGCAGUGCAUUCUUGAUUGCGAGUAGCCAGUUUCCCAAAAGUGUCAAAGUUGAGACCCCUACAGUACCAGCUGGUAUACAUAAAAAGUAUAUCAAAAACAAGGCGUCCCUAAAUGAAAACACAUCUAAGAACUUUGAAUUGAAUAAAUGUUCAAGUACAAGUUUAGUCAGUUCAAAAGAACCAGCGAAGAGCCCCUCAAAAUCAAUCACCCUCAGCAACAAAACUGUCAAGUUACCAAUCACAGUGAAAGUGAAGGAAGAGUCAAAUGAUUCCAGCAGUGACGAUGGCAUCGAAGAGGCCAUUCAGAGAUACCAGUUGGAAAAGAAGGAGCAGCAGAAUAAAAGGGAAGUUUUCAAUCCACAGCCUUUCGAAGAGGAGUCUGACUCCACGAGCGAUGAUGGGAUUGAAGAGGCUAUUCGCCACUACCAGCUCGAACAGCUCAAGGAGAAGAAUAUCCUGAAACCAUUCCUACAUGAGCAAAAACCCGACAGUAAGUCACUAAUACAUGCUGUUGGGAGUAUGAACAUGGAAAGCAUGAAGAAACACAAACUGAAGAAAAAAAGGAGCAAAACAGAGAAAGAAGGGAAAUCUUUGCAAGCCUCUACUUCAUCUGUCUUCGUACCCAAGACUACACUUUCAGACAGCUCCAAAAGUAAAGGAAAUGGACUGCUUUCAUUGAAAGCAGAAGGUUUUAAGGAGCAACCAGCCCCUGCACCUUCAAAGGUUAAUACAACCGCAGAACUCAUGUGCGCUGAGGCCAUCCUGGACAUUUCAAAAACUGUUAUGCCUGAGGCCUUCCAGCAUAGUGUUGGCCUCAGCAGUUGUGCCACCACCGAAUCUUCCAUGCAGUCUUCUGUUCCUGACAAUUGUCCGUAUGAAGAAAGCAAUGACAGCUCAAUUGACAGCGAAGAUGGGAUUGAACAAGAAAUCAGGAAGUUUCUAGAGCAGAAGGCUCAAAUGCACAAACAGCCGCCCAGCUCUGCUGUGAUUCAAGAAGCUCACCAUGCAAAUGAACCAGACUUAGUGAAAGCAAAAGAAGGGACUUUCCAAAAGAAACCACACAGAUUGUCUUUUACCCACAGAAAAAGACAGAGAGAGAAAAGCCUUAGUGUUUGCAACAUGUCAGGGACAGAUGACACUGUUAAAGAAACUAGCACUAAGGCUUUGCCUGAGCAUACGGAAGAAUCAAACACCUUAGUGUUUUCCCAGAGAAAUCAGAUGCAACCAAUCGCUGGAUUACACAAGACAGACCAAAGUGGAGACAAAAGCAGCUCACUUGACAGUGAUGAGGAUCUAGACACUGCGAUAAAAGACCUGCUCAAGACAAAAAAGAUGUCAAAGAAAAAGAACCGAGACCUAAAGCGGAAACCAAGGAAGUGCCUCAAGGAUGAAGAGCCACUGUUAGGAAGUGCUUCACAGGCUAAAAAGUUCAAACCUGAUCCUGUUUCCAAGUUUUGUGCUUUGAAAAAAGUCCACAAGAGCAAGGGAGACAUGAAAGCCAAGUCUGGAUUGAACAAAAAGAGCGUUUCACAACUUAAGCAAAUUCAGAAAAGUAAGGAGCAUGAUUUGCAUGAUGGUGAAACGGAGAGACUGAAAGGAGCUGAGAAUCGAGACACCCAAUUACUGCAGGCUGUUGAAGCCACUGCUCAGAUGAAGGAAGAUAGCAGCUCUGUAGACAGCGAUGAUAGCAUCGAGCUAGAGAUCAGAAGGUUUCUGGCUGAAAAGGCCAAAGUUUCCACUGCAGAUAAAAGUAAAGACGGAGACGUUUCGAGGAAUGGUACUGUUCUGGUUCGUAACCCACUCAGAGAUGAAGACAUUAAACAGGAAAAUCAGCUGGCUGAGAUUCCCACAAAAAUCAGUCCUCUCUGUGCACAGCGUCCUUUUAUUAAUCCAGCUCAAGAUAGACCACUACGUCCAACGUCGCAGAGUUUGCUGCCCGACAUGUCUACUGUUAGUACGCAUUCACAUCUGCCCUCAGUCCAGUCCUGCAGCCCCAGCCUUAUGGAGCCAGCUGACGGAGCAGGGGCAGCUAGAACCGAGCAAAGGAGGCCUAACGCUGGGAGAGGAGUCAUCCACAAUGUCACGCCACAGGUGGAGAGAGUUCGACCAGUUUUGAGUCUUAACGCUGCUCAUUCUUGCUCCGAGUCAAACAAGUGGCGCCAGAGCCUGGGACUCCCCACUUCUGAUACGAGGGCUCUCAGUCGGACUCCAUUCCAUAUCACCUCGUCUGAAAUCAGCGAGACUUCAUCAUCAACCCUGCCAUAUCAAAGCGGGGCCAUCAGCCACAAAUUACAGACUCCAGGCAGCGUUUGGUCCUCUGCAAUGACCGGCAGAGCGCCAUUCGCCUGCACAACAGAGACGAGUGUAAAUACCCCGUUCAGAUCCUCGGUUUUGAAUUUUGUUUCUACUGCCAGGCAGCAUCCGAAGAUGUCCUUCGCACGGAGCCUCGUGCCUGCGUACAGGUCCCAGUGCUCUAUGGAUGGAGAUAAACAGAGUAUGGUGCAUAUAUCCAAGGACAAGAGUGUGUUUGUCGAACUGGAAUCGAACAGGACCAACCAUGUCCAGGUUCAAAGCAGGGACAGGAGCGAGGGAAAGGAGAGAGUGGACUUGCUAAAUGAGAAAAAAAGAGAAGGCGAGAGCAUGAAGAUAGGUAACAAAGAAGUACAUCGAGAGAGGAAAGAGGAAGAAUUUAUAGAUGAGGCAGAGUGUGAGUCAGGCGACAGGAGAAAUCCAGAAAAGAAGCAGGGCUUUUCCACUUUGUAAGUAUCUUCUCUGAUCACUAUGCCCCAUAGCAUCAUAAGUUUAUGAGGUUAUUUCUUGGUUGUGCCCUGCUGAUGAGCAUAAUGGAGGUUCAGAUUGAGCUCAUUCAUUUAUAGGCUCUAAGGGAAUGUUUGUUAAUAUGAUAAAACAAAACAGGCAUUUUUUUAAUGUAUUUGUACAAUUAUACAUUUAUGUAACACAGUGACAACAUCAGAAAAAAACUUUAUUUGUGGGCUAUGAUUAAUCCAUAUAAUUGGUUCUUUGAAAAGCAAUACCGUGACGUUUUGGUGCAAGAGGCAUGGAAAAUGCCACCAAACAAAAGCAAAGUACUUUUUUUUUUUUUGUCGAAAAUUGCAUCAUCUUAAAUAUAAUUUAAAAAGAUGUGAUCAAGAAAAGUGACCUGAGUAGGACUGAAUGAAGAUUAAGUGUGAAUCUAAAUGUUCAAAUUAGGUUGUCUCUUUGUGUACAAGUGGAAAUACAGAAUGUUAAUGACAAAAUAUAUGUGCAGUUAUUCCAAUUUAUUAUUAUUUACCUGACAUAGGUUUACUUGAAGAGAAAGACAAAAAUCUAUUAUGUGCAAAAGUUAAAAAGUCAUUAUAGCUUAUCGUUGAUUUCCAUCAACGCCUUCAAUAAUGUUUACUAAAAAAAAAUCAAAAAAACGUAUAUAAUUAGAUCUAUUCACAUUUAGAUGUACAGUAAAUCGAAACGACACAAAGUUACACAACUUGGUAGGUUUUUUUGAGUGGUUAGAAUGAAACAAAAUAAUGACAAAGCACUGUUGAAUCAAAGCUGAUUGAUCAGUCAACAGAAAAUUAAUUAGUUUUAAUAGUUAUUUAAUUGCUUGAGUUAUUUUUUGAGCUAAAGGUCCAAAUUUUUGCUAGCUCUGGCUUCUCGGAUUGGACUAUAUUCUGCUUUCCCUUAAUUUCUUUGAGUUUUAGACGAAAAAAUGCACUUUUUUUUUUUUUUUUUUUACUUCUCAUUGAAUAGUAGAUUAAGGUGAAAGAAUAAAAUCUAUUAGAAUAAUCAGUUGACCAAUUGUUUAAGUGGCAGAUCAGUCAGGGCUGAAAAGAAGUUAAUUAUGGCACCUAACAUGAUUAUUGGUAAAAUUUCCCAUAGAGCUGUGCAAUAUGGCUUAAAUGUAUAAAUUUGUAAUUGAGAAAGACCAGUCGGACUUUAGCACUGUUAGAAGUAUAUUCAAACUAAUAUGAAUUAAUAUAUCCAGGCCAAAAUAUGUUUAAUUGUGUUAUGGCUAUAAAGAAAAUCUCUUCCACAAAUUGAAUUUUAUUAGGAAUAAUGCAGUUUUCCAUCACUUUACUUGUCUUCGCCAACCCUCUACUGCUGCACUCUACACUGUCCGUGUGUCUCUGCUUGUGCCAUCGAACCUCCUUCGACUCUUUCUUCCACAAGUGGUAGCUUCCCACUCAGGUCCAGCAAGGCGCAGUCGUUCUCUACCGUCAGCAGCUUUUUAAAAACCCUGUCUCUUCACUUCAUCUCUCUUUGCCCUACUUUUAUUUUCCCGUCAUCGCCUCACACUGCUGAAACUGUAAAUCUUUGUGCUGCAAAUGAGAUUAUCAGAAAAUUACCUUCUCACCUCCCUCACAGAUUCAGGAAAGUCUUUCUAACUUUUGCAUAUACAGCCAACGCACACAUUUAAAAGGGAGUGUACCCUUGAUUCCUACUAGGCACCUUCUUAGAUCAAUCUUGUGGCUACCGGAACAAUCAGAGAUGUUCUUCUACAUGCUUCCACCAAUAUUUGCUUUUCAGACGCAGUGCUCUUAGCUCAUCGUAUGGUUUAAACUCCUAGAUGGAAACCUUGGAUUGUUAUUGAUGAAAGCCACGAUAGCAGUCUUGGAUUUAUUACCUCUAUGACAAAAUUGUUGUUCCAGAUUCCACAGAAACCACAUAAUUACUCCUCUCUGUCUUGCUAAACUUGAUAUUUAGUGUGUUCAUUUCUUUAUGUUUGAGUUUUCUUGAACUUCCAAUGUGGGGGAAAAAAAGGCUAUUUAUUUUUGUUUAUUGAAAAAAGUGACUGAACAUGCUGUGCAUUGCCAGGUUUUUUGUAAAUAUUUUGUAAGAAGUGUUUUUUUUUUUCUUUUACUCUUUCAGAUAAAAAAUAAACUUUUGCUGUGUCUUUUAAGUGCAUCUGUGUAAUAAAGAGUGGAAUCCGA